Cucurbitaria berberidis CBS 394.84 is the source of this 783-nucleotide messenger RNA. RefSeq lists its product as uncharacterized. NCBI's taxonomy places the organism in Eukaryota, Fungi, Ascomycota, Dothideomycetes, Pleosporales, Cucurbitariaceae. The record is from RefSeq and is a predicted model, not a curated record. The coding region runs from base 290 to 709 and encodes 139 amino acids. The transcript is spliced from 2 exons.
ACAGUAGCGUACUUCAGCGACGGUAUGCGCAGUUGUUGAUUGGGCAUUGGGAUCAUCACCGCUCCGUCAAGGAGUGGUGUUUGUUCGGUAGAUGGGAUGGGCGGCGUCAUUGUAAAGGUGGGAGGACGUGAGGCCCAUCGUGUGGUGGACGAUUGUGGUUCAACCACGGUUUGUCGACUAUUGCUCACACGGUUGAGGGGUCUUCGAUACCCCAUCAACUACGCGACGAGUGCAUGCAUCCAUAUUGCAUCACCAUCAUCUUUGAGCUACCAUGGACGUAGAUUAACAUAUGACUUUUCAGUCGAGCUCUCUUGACAACUCGAAAGACACGCCGGCAUAUACUCACUGUGACUGCGAUCAUAGCUUCUGUCGAUGGCAAACCCACGACAAUGUCGUUAAACACCUCAUCUACUCAUUUGGUAGGACAAGCCCCCGCUCAGCCGAAGAGGAAAAAGCUCUUGCCACUUGCAGAAGAGCAGCGGCAGCUGAACCGAUUACGAUGAAGUGGGCUUCCGUACAACGCCGCUACGGAUUGAUUGCUCGCCUUCUGCUCUCCGGCUCAUUUCCACUCAUCUAUACGUCUUCUCGCCCAGAUGGUUGCCUAGAUCGUUUUACCGUCUUCAUCAUCUGGAGGACUUCUGGAUGUUAUUCCACCCCCAUCGCGAUGGUUGUAAGCCUCGUCAUCGCUAGUAGCCUGAUGUUGAAUUAAGCUCUAGGCAGCAGCGAAGAUGAGACGAGGGCACCGUCCUUCUGUUAGCCCAGCUGCCUAAAUGGGAAGAUAUC